Austrofundulus limnaeus is the source of this 2160-nucleotide messenger RNA. Its product is annotated as acidic amino acid decarboxylase GADL1. Gene Ontology annotation, biological process: carboxylic acid metabolic process. Gene Ontology annotation, molecular function: carboxy-lyase activity; pyridoxal phosphate binding. The record is from RefSeq and is a predicted model, not a curated record. NCBI's taxonomy places the organism in Eukaryota, Metazoa, Chordata, Actinopteri, Cyprinodontiformes, Rivulidae. Gene Ontology annotation, cellular component: cytoplasm.
AUAUGUGGCAAAUUACAGGGGAGAAAGUAAAGCUGCAGCACGGUUGAAGAAAACAUGGAGAAACAGAUGAACGGUGUGAUUUCCUGUCAACAUCAGAUUAAUGUCUCAGAGCUGAUGCACCAAGAAAAAGGUUCUGUAGCUGUCAGCGACAGUGUUUACCUGAAUGGGUCCUCUGAGGAGACGCAUGCAACAGAGAGCUUCAUCCACCAAGCCAUGGAAAUUAUUGAUGAAGGAGUGAAAAAGGCCACAAACGUAAAAGAGAAGGUUUGUGAGUGGCGCUCCCCCGAACAGUUGAAGGAGCUGCUGGACCUUGAGCUGAAAGACGAAGGAGAGCCUGAGUCUAAGAUCCUGCAACGCUGCAAAGAUGCCAUCACAUACAGCGUCAAAACCAGUCAUCCUCGGUUCUUCAACCAGCUGUUUGCAGGGAUGGAGCCUUAUUCCAUGGUGGCAAGCUUCAUCACRGAAGCAGUCAAAACCAGCAUAUACACGUAUGAGGUGGCUCCGGUCUUCACUCUUGUGGAGGAUGCGGUGCUGAGAAGGUUAAUGGAGAUGAUUGGUUGGGAGGAUGGAGGAGACGGACUCUUUAAUCCAGGUGGCUCCAUGUCCAACAUGUAUGCAAUAAAUUUAGCCCGAUACCUGUUCUGCCCGGAUCUCAAAGAGGUUGGGCUUUAUUCUGCUCCACGACUCAUCAUGUUAACAUCUCAAGAGUGUCAUUACUCCAUAUCUAAAUCUGCAGCUCUGCUUGGUUUUGGUACAAAGAAUGUUUACCUUGUGCCGUCUGAUGACAGGGGAAAGAUGAUUCCUUCUGCUCUGGAGGAGAAAAUAGAGCUGGCAAAAAGUGAGGGCGCGGUUCCGUUCUUCGUUAACGCAACGGCUGGAACAACUGUGUUUGGGGCGUUUGACCCCAUCGAUGAGAUCGCCGACAUAUGUGAGAAGCACAACCUGUGGCUGCAUGUGGACGAAGCCAGACGCCUUCAAGUUCUGGCUCAUGUGGAAGGCUUUGGGAACCAGCGAGCUGGAGCAGAGGGUGAACAGAGCCCUCACCAUGGCCGGAUAUCUUGUACAAGAGAUCAAGAAAAGAGAAGGAUUCCAGCUGAUAAUGGAACCUGAAUUUGCAAAUGUUUGCUUCUGGUACAUUCCGCCCAGUWUGAGGAAGCUUCCAGAAGGUCCUGAGCUUCGGAAGCAGCUGCACACUGUGGCGCCGGUGGUGAAGGAGCGRAUGAUGAAGAAAGGAAGUAUGAUGAUUGGUUACCAGGCACACGGCGACAAGCCCAACUUCUUCAGGAUGGUGGUCAUCAGCCCCCAGGUCAGCAGGCAGGACCUGGACUUUGUCCUGGAUGAAAUACACAACCUGGGAAAGGACUUGUAAUGAAGAGUCCAUGGCUGCGUCCAAAUUCAGGGGCUAGGUCUUUCCAAUGUCCUUGAUCGACCGCAAACACCAGGAAAAAAGUGGCUGUGAAUUUGGACGAUCUCGUCUUCUGCUUUAUUCCCUCAUUUACCCCAGCGUAUGCCCUGUCGCCAACUGUGACGAUUCUAAACAGAAGAAAAAUAGAUCCAAAUUAGCAAAAAUAUCAGUGUAUUAGUUUUAUUAAAACAACAAAAUGAGCUUAAAGAGAAUAUUUGAAGAACUACUACUUCUAACAGACCUGCCAUACGUGAACACAUUUACUUUGCUGUACCAGCUUGUUUGAUUUCUGACAAGAAUAACAUUAAAAAAAUGUCGAUGCACAUUACAAAACCAUUAACAACACCACCGCUGAAAAUGUUUCAUUUUUAUAUCACCAGGUUUUUAUUUAAAACUGUAUUCCUUUCUCUCGCUURGUCCAUCAUCACGAGCAAAAACAAUCUCAGGUCGGCACCGCAAUGCAUCUUGAGAGAGAGAGAGAGAGAGAGAGAGAGAGAGAGAGAGAGAGAGAGAGAGAGAGAGAAAAUGAUAUCAAGCAUUUCACUCUUCAGUUUAGCAAUUUUACUAAAAUGCUUGAAGUUCUGUUUUCUGCUCAGUUUAUUUAUCUAAUAACAAAAGCAUACGGGAGUAAAGUGCAGGGCUGUCCACUUCCAAAGUGCAAUGGUAUAAAAAGCUUGUGUUCAUACGUUUUUUUCUGGUCCACAUUUUAAUGCAGUGUCAAGCUUUGUGUUUCAAAUAAAAAGUGUUCAACUGUG